AUGGCAGGGAGAAACAAUGUCACAGAAUUUGUCCUCCUGGGCUUUACUCAGGAUCCUGAUGUGCAAAAAGUAUUAUUCAUCCUGUUGUUACUCAGCUACAUUGUGACCAUGGUAGGCAACCUGCUCAUUGUGGCUACCAUUAUUGCCAGCCCUUCCUUAGGUUCCCCAAUGUACUUCUUCCUUGCUUAUCUAUCAUUCAUGGAUGCUUUUUAUUCCACAGCCAUCUCACCCAAAAUAAUUUCAGACUUCCUCUGUGAGAUAAAGACAAUUUCCUUCCAAGCUUGCAUGAUCCAGCUGUUCAUUGCACACUUAUUUGGGGGUGCUGAGGUGUUCCUUUUGGUGAUGAUGGCCUAUGAUCGCUGGGUAGCCAUCUGUAAGCCACUGCAUUAUUUGACCAUCAUGAAUCGACGAGUUUGCAUCCUCCUAUUGCUGGUGACCUGGGCUGGAGGUUUUGGACACUCGAUUGUUCAAGUUGUCAUUGUGUAUAAUCUCCCUUUCUGUGGUCCUAAUAUCAUUGAUCACUUUGCCUGUGACAUGUUCCCACUGUUGGAACUUGCGUGCACCGACACCUAUGUUGUAGGCCUCACUGUGGUUGCUAAUGGUGGCGCCAUCUGUACGGUGGUCUUCAUUCUCCUCCUCAUCUCCUAUGGCGUCAUCCUGAACAAUCUUAAGACUCACAGUCAGGAGGGGAGGCGCAAAGCCCUGUCCACCUGCAGCUCCCACAUCACGGUGGUUGUCCUGUUUUUCCUUCCCUGUAUUUUUAUGUAUGUUCGACCUGUUUCCAACUUGCCCAUUGAUAAAUAUGUGACUGUUUCCUACACCAUUGUCACCCCCAUGCUGAAUCCUUUGAUCUAUACCUUGAGAAAUUCAGAGAUGAAAAAUUCCAUGGGAAAACUUUGGAGUAAAGUAUCAACAGGAGUUAGAGAACCAGGCUGA
This is a messenger RNA of Dipodomys ordii (Ord's kangaroo rat), 936 nucleotides long. RefSeq names its product olfactory receptor 4A5-like. Gene Ontology annotation, molecular function: G protein-coupled receptor activity; olfactory receptor activity. Lineage: Eukaryota; Metazoa; Chordata; Mammalia; Rodentia; Heteromyidae. The record is from RefSeq and is a predicted model, not a curated record. Gene Ontology annotation, biological process: G protein-coupled receptor signaling pathway. The transcript has a single exon. Gene Ontology annotation, cellular component: membrane. The coding region runs from base 1 to 936 and encodes 311 amino acids.